UGCCUGUAACGCUGUGCGCUGUAGCUGAAAAAUCGAGGCUUUUAGUAACAAAGAACAAAACAAAGAACAACAAAAACGCGAGAAAAGUGACAUUUAGUGUGGCUACUUCACAGAAGAGUGCGAGAGCUGCAACGAUUGGAUCGGGCGAAAAUCAUCACAAUAAAGCCAUUAAAUGCGUAAAUCUCAGCAUGUGUGCACAAAUGCAACCCACCAUUCAAGAAGAGAGAGAAAGCGAGGGGGGGAGAGUCCACCAUCGCAACACCCCCUCCUUCCGUCCCCUCCACCACUCACAGAAACGGAAUUAAAAAAUCUUUAAUAUCUUUCCAGCAACUGGCCUCCAUUGCUGCAGCGCUGAGCGCGCGCACACACGCCGACACUGUGGGCCUUUAAAGCGUCGCCAGAGCGGAAGGAGGAGGAAAGUGACCCUCCGAUUCAAGAGCGGCUUCUUUACAGUGACAUCACUCAGCGUCCGAGGAAAAAGGGGGGAAACGGCUGGAGUGGAUAUGUUGAAUGUAUAGCGCUGCUCACACUGACAUCGUGACAACACCAGCGCUGUCCGUGGAUCUGUGCGAGUCGCUCUCCUGAUUGUGUAAUAUCAUUUUUUCACCCCCUUCCUGCAAAAGCGGCUGAACCUGCACCCGAGAGCGCAGGAGAGAGAGCAGCGGCAGAAGCAGCAGAAGAAGAAGAAGAAGAGGAGGAGGAGGAGGCGAGAGCAGGGGGAUCGCAGCCUUCAUCAGAAUUUAUUUUUUCUUGUUAUUACAUGGCGCAAGGGCUAUACAAACGGGACCGUCCUGGGUGUGAUACUGCCACGGUGAAUUUGGAUAUCCACGCAGCAGCAGCAGCACCAUCCUCCUCCAUCCGCCGAAGAAGCACCGUGGGUUGCGGCGGCGCCCACACCGACUCCUCAUCCUCCUCCUGCCGGCUCCAUGUCGAGUGAUGGUCGGCUUGCCUUGCUGGAUGCUCCCCGCUCUCUCCGGAUCGUCGACCACCGAACCUCCUCUGACCGCAGACCCCCAUUUUCGGCGGAAACCUUCCCAGAGCUAUAGGGCUACAUAUGGAAACUGGGGAUCAAAAUUUUAGGAAAAAGGAAAAUCUAAGCGGUUAAUUUAAUUUUUUUAAAACGAAUUUAUUACUAUUUUUGUUAGGUUUACGUAGGUUUCGAUCUGGUUUUGAGCAUGUGUGUUUCUUUGCGCCGGCUAAUGAAUUAAUUUAGUCGUUGAGCCUUGAUUUCCUCAUUCCACCGGGUUGAUUUGUGAGAAGACAGAUUUGCUUUUAACCUCACAACAGCUGUUAUAAAACACGCAGGGAAUCGCUUUUAUUUCCUCUCGACAGGACUCGAAUCGGUCCGUUUGUUUACUCUUCGCUGUCACCACUAAUAUGAUAGAUUUAGAUGUAGUCCUUCGUUUCCUUCCCCAGUUUAUUUUUACUAAUAAAAGCCACUAGAAUAAUACUAUUAAUAACAACAAUAGUCUUUAGAAUAGCUCUAUUUCUGAAUUCUUACUAGUAAACGUAAUGUUAUAGCCUUUGACUAAAGCAACUUGUUGUAACAGACGUAUUGAACUGUUGUACUUCAAACCUGCCAUUACUCCAACACCGCUCCCCCCCACCCAGUCGUCUCUUUGCUCCAUUUGAGCUCGUGUAAAUUCAGCUCAGUGCUUAUAGCUGUGAUCUCUACAAGUCAACGAACAGGUUGUUUUUUGACCGGCCUGUACAGAAUAAGCCUUGCUUUUGUUUUUAGGCUCCUCUUAGUUACCCUAGGCUUUAAUUAACCCGUCAUAGAUCUGUGUUAAUAAUCACAUUUGUAGCUUUUGUUUUCUUGCUGCAAGUGGCUCCAGUGCUGAGCUCCAUCUGCAGCUCCAGGCCUGCUGAGGUGCUGUCAUCCUCUGCAUACCUAAUUUUUCCACACAUCUUUUUGGGUGUGAAAGUUAAAAACAAACAGAGAGGAGAGACUUCACCGCCUCUUCCUCUCUCCCCCUUCUCUCUGCCAUCCUUAGUUUUUUCUCUUGUUUUGGUCCUCACCCAAACGCAACCAUAAGGUUCCUACCGCAUCCUCCGCCUCCUUCUUCCCUCUCCUUCCGCUCGAGUAUAUCCCGUUUUUUCGGUUUGAUUUGGUCCCGCAAAUUUUCAAAUAUUUACUUCCUAUACAUCAAGAGGAAAGGGGGUCCCCCUUUCAUGGAAUGCGGAAACAUGGGUCUGUUCGACCGCGGAGUCCAGAUGCUGCUGACCACGGUGGGCGCCUUCGCGGCCUUCAGCCUCAUGACCAUCGCGGUCGGCACGGACUACUGGCUGUACUCCCGCGGCGUCUGCAGGACCAAGUCCAUGAGCGAGAACGAGACCAGCAAGAAGAACGAGGAGGUGAUGACCCACUCGGGCCUGUGGAGGACGUGUUGCUUGGAAGGAAACUUCAAAGGCAUGUGUAAACAGAUAGACCACUUUCCCGAGGAAACAGAUUAUGAAGCAGACCCAUCUGAGUACUUCUUACGUGCGGUGCGAGCCUCCAGCAUCUUCCCCAUCCUCAGCGUCAUCCUGCUCUUCAUGGGAGGCCUGUGUAUAGCUGCCAGUGAGUUCUACAAGUCACGCCACAACAUCAUCCUCAGCGCAGGGAUCUUCUUUGUGUCUGCAGGCCUGAGCAACAUCAUCGGGAUCAUUGUGUACAUAUCAGCCAACGCAGGAGACCCUUCAAAAAGUGACUCGAAGAAGAACAGCUACUCUUACGGCUGGUCUUUCUACUUCGGUGCCCUCUCCUUCAUCAUGGCUGAGAUGGUGGGCGUCUUGGCCGUGCACAUGUUCAUCGACCGCCAUCGACAGCUGCGAAUAGGGGCGCGCGCGGCCGACUACCUCCAAGGCUCGGCCAUAACACGGAUCCCCAGCUACCGCUACCGCUACAGACGCCGCUCGCGCUCCUCCUCCCGCUCCACAGACCCGUCACAUUCUCGCGACGCCUCGCCGGUGGGCCUCAAGGGCUUCAGCGCGCUGCCAUCCACGGAGAUCUCCAUGUACACGCUUCCCCGGGACACCCUCAAAUCCUCCGGCACACCAACCGCCACCUACAACUCUGAGAGGGACCACAACUUCCUGCAAGUCCACAACUGCAUCCAGAAGGACUUGAAAGACUCGAGCCACACCAACACAGCGAACCGCCGCACCACGCCUGUAUGAGAGAGUCGACACAGGCCAGGCCAGCACGGCGGAGACCAGGAGACACGGAAACCCCUGUGGGUGGAGAACGCCCCAGGAGAAGAUGGAUUUCCAUGUUUAUAGACAUUUGUUCUUUUUGUUCAGCUGCAUGACUUUUCCAUUACCAUUGUUGAGAGAGUUUCAACAAGUCUGCUGUGUUCCUGGAUUGAAUGGCAGAGGACUGAGAGUGGGUCAGGAUGUCCCAAGGAAGUGAGCUCUGUCAGGUAUUUUUGAGCAGGGUUUGUUUGUGAGGUUCGGGGCGCUGA
Pelmatolapia mariae (spotted tilapia) is the source of this 3443-nucleotide messenger RNA. It is a transcript of the gene cacng2a, whose product is annotated as calcium channel, voltage-dependent, gamma subunit 2a. NCBI's taxonomy places the organism in Eukaryota, Metazoa, Chordata, Actinopteri, Cichliformes, Cichlidae. Gene Ontology annotation, molecular function: channel regulator activity; voltage-gated calcium channel activity. Gene Ontology annotation, cellular component: AMPA glutamate receptor complex; postsynaptic density membrane; voltage-gated calcium channel complex. The coding region runs from base 2173 to 3159 and encodes 328 amino acids. The transcript is spliced from 4 exons. Gene Ontology annotation, biological process: positive regulation of synaptic transmission, glutamatergic; regulation of AMPA receptor activity; neurotransmitter receptor transport, postsynaptic endosome to lysosome. The record is from RefSeq and is a predicted model, not a curated record.